This is a messenger RNA of Fonsecaea multimorphosa CBS 102226, 339 nucleotides long. RefSeq lists its product as uncharacterized. The transcript is spliced from 2 exons. NCBI's taxonomy places the organism in Eukaryota, Fungi, Ascomycota, Eurotiomycetes, Chaetothyriales, Herpotrichiellaceae. The record is from RefSeq and is a predicted model, not a curated record. Bases 1 to 339 code for a protein of 112 amino acids.
AUGCAAGUCGCAGCAUUCCUAUCGGAUCUCAAGUCCCUCAGCGUUUGUUCCCACGAAGCUGCCAUCGCCCUUGUGAAGCCAUCUGUCAUCACGACAGGCGAUGUGACACUUCAGCCGCCAGCCAAAUCUGACGGGACCAACGGGCAUUCAAUGCAGCCUCCACCACCAGAAUAUCAAAACGAUCAUGACCUUCAACGUGCAAACGAAUUGGUCUCACUUCACUACGACGUCAAGUUGAACUACAUGGAGACAGGGCCUGACGCAGAGCUUGUCCAGGCGGGCAAGGAUGUCGACCAGGUUUUAGCUGCCUUGUCCCGAUCAGAUAGACAGUCUCGAUAG